CGUUCGCCACAGUCAUGAGGUUCAAAUUCUCUCUCAUGGCCAUAGGCCUGGAAGUUGUUAUGAUAGUUUUAUUUGGAUUAUUUGUUGAGUAUGAGACAACUCAGAAUGCGUCCCAGCAGAUCAAUGCCACAACGCCAGCAAAGGAGGACCGAUUUUUUCAGUUGUAUCCCUUAUUUCAAGAUGUGCAUGUCAUGAUAUUUGUUGGGUUUGGAUUCCUCAUGACCUUCCUGAAGAAAUAUGGCUUCAGCGGUGUUGGUUUCAAUCUCUUUCUUGCUGCUCUGGGGCUCCAAUGGGGUACAAUUGUGCAGGGACUCCUUCACAGCCAUGGACAGAAAUUUCGCUUCGGAAUCAUGAAUAUGAUACAGGCAGACUUCAGUACAGCCACGGUUCUAAUUUCUUUUGGUGCUGUCCUGGGAAAAACAAGCCCCAGCCAAAUGUUGAUCAUGACGAUUCUAGAAAUUGCUGCCUUUGCUGCCAAUGAACAUCUGGUUGCUACUAUAUUUGAGGCCUCUGACACGGGGGCAUCAAUGACAAUCCAUGCCUUUGGAGCUUACUUUGGUUUAGCUGUAGCAAUCAUCUUAUAUCGGCCUGGCCUCAGAUACGAACACCAAAAUGAAGAAUCUGUGUAUCACUCUGACUUGUUUGCCAUGAUCGGAACACUUUUCCUAUGGGUAUUUUGGCCCAGCUUUAAUUCAGCAAUUGCUGCACCUGGAGAUAAUCAGUACAGGGCCGUUGUCAACACAUACACAUCCCUUGCUGCCUGUGUGGUCGUAGCCUACGCCUUGUCAAGCCUUGUUGAGCGCCGAGGCAGGCUGGAUAUGGUCCACAUUCAGAAUGCUACUCUGGCAGGAGGUGUCGCUGUGGGCACCUGUGUGGACAUGGAAAUCAACCUGUAUGCUGCUAUGACCAUUGGAAGUAUUGCAGGACUCAUCUCUGUGCUUGGAUACAAGUGCCUCAGUCCACUGUUAGCUAAAAAACUGAUGAUCCGAGAUACAUGUGGAGUUCAUAACUUACAUGGCUUACCUGGUGUGUUUGGAGGCCUUGCUAGCAUUGUGGCCAUAUACUUGGGAAAGUCUAAUGUGUCCACCAUGGCUAUGCAGGCAGCAGCACUGGGCUCUUCCAUUGGAUCAGCAAUUAUUGGAGGUUUGGUUACAGGUCUAAUUCUGAAGUUACCUAUCUGGGAUCAGCCUCCUGAUGAGUAUUGCUAUGACGAUUCUGUUUACUGGAAGGUUCCCAAGAUCAGAGAACUUGAUGAUCACUUCUUUCGGCAUGCAAAUCACAACCAUCUGGAACAUGAAGUCUAAAUACCUUUCCUGAACUCAGCAUCCUCCGAAUUACCAUGAAGAGUCAAGUUUUAAGAGGCAGAAACUUAGUAUCCAAAGAAACAGAGAUGGCGGGCCACAAAUGGCCAGUGUG
Molecule: messenger RNA, 1416 nt
Organism: Acomys russatus (golden spiny mouse)
Lineage: Eukaryota; Metazoa; Chordata; Mammalia; Rodentia; Muridae
Gene: Rhag
Product: Rh associated glycoprotein
Exons: 10
Coding region: 15-1304 (429 amino acids)
Biological process (GO): ammonium homeostasis; ammonium transmembrane transport
Cellular component (GO): plasma membrane
Molecular function (GO): ammonium channel activity
Source: RefSeq, a predicted model, not a curated record